Molecule: messenger RNA, 2610 nt
Organism: Musa acuminata subsp. malaccensis (wild Malaysian banana)
Lineage: Eukaryota; Viridiplantae; Streptophyta; Magnoliopsida; Zingiberales; Musaceae
Product: two-component response regulator ORR22
Biological process (GO): phosphorelay signal transduction system; cytokinin-activated signaling pathway
Molecular function (GO): DNA-binding transcription factor activity; DNA binding
Source: RefSeq, a predicted model, not a curated record
AAAACAUUCCUUUCCAUCAACCCUUUCCAUCACCGCUCUCUGCCAACCCAUCUUUCCUUUUGGUUCCUCCUGUCAUAGCCCCCCUUCUACUUCUCUCUCCGUUGUCUCCUGCCUCAUGGAGAUGGGGUGAGGAGGGGCCUCGAGCAUGUCGGUUUCCCCUCUGCCUUCCUCUUUCUUGUUAGCUGCUUCGAGGAAGGCAGUGCACAAGGUUGCUGUUUGUGAGGGCUGAGCUCAGUUACUGGGUCGAAGCAUUCUUGCAGCAUGACAGUUGAGGAGAGGAAGGGGCACUUGAUGCGAGAGGAAGGUGGACAGAAUGAUCGGUUCCCUGUCGGAAUGCGUGUCCUCGCCGUGGACGACGAUCCCACUUGCCUCAGGGUGUUAGAGGCUCUGCUGCUUCGAUGCCGAUAUCAUGUUACGACGACGAAUCAGGCUACUGUGGCUCUGAAGUUGCUGAGGGAGAACAGGGACAAAUUUGAUCUGGUUAUCAGUGAUGUCCAUAUGCCAGACAUGGAUGGCUUCAAGCUUUUAGAACUGGUGGGCCUUGAGAUGGACCUUCCUGUCAUAAUGCUUUCGGUGAAUGGUGAGACCAAAACGGUGAUGAAAGGCAUAGCACAUGGUGCUUGCGACUACCUUCUGAAACCUGUUCGGAUCGAGGAGCUGAAGAAUAUAUGGCAGCAUGUAGUUAGGAGGAGGAAGUUCAGUCACAAAGAUUAUAGUAAUUUUGAUAAUGGGGAGGAGUCUGAGAGGCACCAAAUCGUCAGCAGUGAAGGAGGGCAAGAUCUGAACGUCAGUGGGUCAGCCAAUCAAAAUGGGAAGCUAAGCAGGAAGCGGAAGGACCAAAAUGAGGAAGAUGAAGAUGAUUGUGAGGAGAAUGUCCAUGAGAAUGAAGACUUAACCACUCAGAAAAAGCCAAGGGUUGUUUGGUCUAUUGACCUACACCGGAAGUUCGUAGCUGCUGUUAACCAGUUGGGAAUUGACAAGGCUGUGCCUAAGAGGAUACUUGAGCUCAUGAAUGUUGAGAGGCUCACAAGAGAAAAUGUUGCAAGCCAUCUACAGAAGUAUAGGCUUUACCUGAAAAGACUCAGUACUGUGGCAAGCCAACAAGCUAACAUGGUUGCUACUUUUGGAGGUAGUGACCCCUCCUAUCUACACAUGAGUUCAUUGGACGGAUUUGGGAGCUUGCAUGUGUUGGCUGCUUCAGGCCAUUUGCCAGCCCUUACAUCACUCCAAUCAAGUAAAGUGCUUGAUAGAGCAAUUACGGGUGGCUUGGGAAAUCAUGGAUUUACUUCUUCCAGAAUAGUUCAAGUUGGGCAUAACAACACAAGCACUCCUUGCAAUGAUUUAAACAGAUUUCAACAUAUCAAUCUUCCUGGCAACCAACAUGGCAGUUUAUUGCAGGGGAUUCCCACAUCAUUGGAACUGGAGCAACUGCAGCCUAGAAGAAUUCAGGAAGCAAACAGUCAGUUUCCUGGAGGUUUCUCUGACAAUAAACUAGCUACUGCUACACCCGGCAGCUCUUUUGUCAAUGGGACAAACAGCAGUUUUAUAUCACAAACACUUCAGCAGCAGGCACAUCCCAGGAGAUUUAUCAAUCACUCUUCGAUUAGAGCAACACCUAUAAGCACACACCCUUUCCAUGUGGGUUCUGAAUGUUCCUCACGUUUUCCUGAUCUUGGUAGAUGCAAAGACACCGGGAAAUGUGCUGUUCCGUUGACUGCUUAUGCCACCAAUACUUCAUCAAUGGGUUCCUUUACUACUGAUGAUGAGUCACAAAGAGACAACAACAUUCCAACUAUUUCUUCCACUAGUUUUAUGACGGCACCUCCACGGGACCCUUCGAAAGGAAGAGAUAGACAAUGCCAAGCUAACUCUUCUAUCGCGAGGACAAUGCUAUUGGCAACAACUAUGGAUAGAGAGAUGAAAUUUGUCAAUUUCAGCAGUGCAGGCAACUCUAAAGAGAGACUAGAGCCAAAAGAUGUUUACAUAGAUGAAAAUGAUGUCACGAUUAGUUCUUUCUCAAGUUCUACUGUGUCCAAUAAUUUCAUGAUCGAUCCAUUUUCUGGGAAUCAAAUAAUGAACAACAGCCAUUAUAACAAAAGAAUGGAUAAAAAUAUCAUUUCCCUUACAACUGCUAGUUCAUCAAUUCUUCGAGAAAAUUUCAAGAUUGAUGAUUCAAUUGUUGAUGAUCCACAGAAGGACAAGUACGAUUUGGAGAUAACAAAGUUGCAGGGAGGAAUAGUCUUAGGUGGUUGCAAUCUUGAUGAUCUUGUUAAUUCUUCCAUGAUCAAACCAGAAAGGGAUGAACUUAGCUUGAUGGAUAGUGAUACUGGAUGCGACUUUUAUCCUCUAGGUGCUUGCAUGUGACAUCUCUGGUUAAUUAGGAUUCUUCUUGCUGUUGUCCAGUCGAGAAGAUUGUAUUAUUAUGUAGUUAGCUUUCGAGGUAAAAGAUUCAAUCUGCCAUUGCUUUUGAUGUUCUUUGCUCUGUAGAUGGUUGGGACUAUCAUUAGAUAAAAUAUAGGUGGCAGAGACGGAAUUUUGUUAUGUCACAAAUCUUGGAACAUAAAUUGAUAAUUAAAGUUUAAAAUAGUAAUUGGUAUGCAUUGUUCAAAA